This is a messenger RNA of Penicillium salamii, 1782 nucleotides long. Lineage: Eukaryota; Fungi; Ascomycota; Eurotiomycetes; Eurotiales; Aspergillaceae. The record is from the annotation of a GenBank genome assembly.
AUGGCAGGGAACAAUAAGGAUUCGGGGGAUAGCCAUGCCCCUAAAACAAAGAAGCAGCCUCCUCCACCUCCUUUUUACAUUCCCCUCAAUAUCGCGCUCUAUAUCUUCCUAGCAGCCAAUUGUCUGGCCGCAAUCUUCGCCCCAAUUCAAGACUGCGAUGAAGUUUUCAACUUCUGGGAGCCUGCGCACUACUUGCAGCAUGGAUAUGGUCUUCAAACGUGGGAAUACUCCCCAGUCUACUCCAUCCGCAGCUGGCUCUAUGUGUCGCUGCAUGCUAUUGUAGGGAAAUUGGGGUCAAUGAUCGUCCACAGCAAGACAGCUGAAUUCUACACAAUCCGACUGGCUCUUGCUUUUGUCUGCUCUGCUUGUCAGACUCGGCUAUACUCUGCGAUUUGCCGCACUCUCAGCCCUCGCAUCGGUCUGUUGUUUGUGAUGGUUGUCACGUUCAGCCCGGGUAUGUUCCACGCCUCAACCGCCUUUCUACCAUCCACAUUCACCAUGUACAUGUCAAUGCUUGGCUUGGCUGCAUUCCUGGACUGGAAGAAUGCCCAGAGGGCAGCUAAUGGCAUUAUAUGGUUUGGUCUUGGUACAAUCGUGGGAUGGCCUUUCGCAGGUGCUCUUAUUGUCCCUCUUCUGGCCGAAGAAGUCAUUCUCACCUUCAUCUCCGGGUCCAUGGUCAAUCUUUUCUGGACUAUUGCCGACGGAGUUGUUGGCUGUUUGGGAAUUCUGGCAGUUGAGGUCGCUGUUGACUAUGCUUUCUUCCGAAAGUUUGCCCUCGUGCCCUGGAACAUCGUUGCGUAUAACAUCCUGGGUGGAGAAGGUAAAGGACCAGGUAUUUUUGGCACGGAGCCGUGGACUUUCUAUGUUCGAAACCUCCUGCUCAACUUCAAUAUUUGGUUCGCGCUCGCCAUGCUAUCUGCGCCUCUCCUGGUGUUCCAACUCGUUUUCCGAUCCCACACCACCUCGCUGCAAACUUCGCUGCGAUCAAUGUCCUUGGUUGCUCCAUUCUAUAUGUGGUUUGCAAUCUUCUCGCUCCAGCCCCACAAGGAAGAGCGCUUCAUGUACCCAGCAUACCCGUUUUUGGCGCUGAGUGCUGCUCUUUCUUUCCAUAUCAUCCUGACGUAUCUUGGCUCCGCUGACCGGAAGGAGCUUAUCGGUCGUGUCCCAACCAAACUCAAGAUCGCUGCAGCUUUGUCGGUUGUUGCCAUUGCUUUUAACGCUGGACUGCUGCGCACUCUUGGUAUGGUCACUGCAUACAACGCUCCAUUGAAAAUUUAUGAGCCGCUACAGGAUGUGGAAGUUGCGCAAAGCGGAGACACUGUAUGCUUUGGUAAGGAAUGGUAUCGCUUCCCUUCGUCAUACUUCCUUCCCCACGACAUGCGCGCCAGGUUCAUUCGAAGCGAGUUCCGAGGACUGCUCCCAGGUGAAUUCCCAGAUGCACCCAGCUACCUUGAGCGCCUAGGUGGAGCUUCGCAGCUGCCAUCGGGCAUGAACGAUCUCAACAUUGAGGAUCCCAGUAAAUACGUCGAUAUCUCCCAGUGUUCUUUCCUGGUCGACUCUCACUUCCCCGGUCACGAUGCGACCGAGCUUGAACCUCAUUAUGCCCUGGAUACGGCAAACUGGAACACAGUGAAAUGUGCAAGUUUCCUCGAUGCAUCUCAAACUGGGCUCUUGGGUCGAUUGAUCUGGAUUCCUGAUUUCCCGGUGAUUCCAGAUCGCUUCCGGCGCAAGUGGGGCAAGUAUUGUCUUCUCCAGCGAACUGGUGCGACAAACAAUGUAUAA